This is a messenger RNA of Protopterus annectens (West African lungfish), 2376 nucleotides long. It is a transcript of the gene GINM1, whose product is annotated as glycoprotein integral membrane 1. The record is from RefSeq and is a predicted model, not a curated record. Lineage: Eukaryota; Metazoa; Chordata; Ceratodontiformes; Protopteridae.
CUCUUUAAGGUAUUACCCGUGAUGCCUCAUCUUAUAAACACAGAAUUUCAAGAUGGAGGUUUUCACUUUUCUGGCUUUAAUGUUUGCUGUGGUGACAUUGUUUACAAUUCCUUUACAAGGUUUGGGUACCGCAGCACCUAAACUUGGAGAGGCAAGCAUUACAGUUAACGUAACUAGUUCAGACGGAGAUGAAGUGCAAAACGUACAGAUUGUCCUCAAGAUCAUACAUCUUAAUGGGCAGGUCUUUGUAAAUGACUUGCCUGUCAAGUAUAAUGGUGUCUCACGGCUGAACUGCAGGGCUUUGAUAUUUGAUAUUCAGGGUCCGCUGCAGACAACUAGCCAUUAUCCACUUAACCAUAUGGAAACUACUGUUGAUGAAGCCUCAUCUCCUGGCAAGCUUCCAGAAACCCCUCUUCGAGCAGAACUUCCUUCCUCAUACAAGGUGAUGUGCCAGUGGGUGGAAGACCUCAGGAAAGAGCUCUGCAGGCUGUGGGUUGAAUUUUUCCCAGUAUUCUUCAGUUUUAUGGAGGUCGUAUUUGUAGGGGUUGUGGGAGCAGCAAUCAUAAUUAACAUUCUGAAAGUGUUCUUCCCUUCAUGUGAACAGAGAAACACCUUAAAAUUGGAUCAUUUCAAGGUAGUACCUGUGGAAAUUACACCCUUACUUAUGGAUCUCACAGAAAUGCAACAAGAGGAGGACAGUGUGGAGAAGAAGACUAUUAUUUGAAAAUAAUUGCAAUGCACCCUCUGUUACAUCUGCUCUUCUUUUAUAAGAAGCCAUUUAUCUCUGGAUCAUCCUGGGAAAUUUAAAUUGUGGAUUUGAAAUGUUUUGUUGCUCUUGAUUAAUUACUAUUUGUAUUAAAAUAUGACAUUCGUUAUCAGAAAUACUGAACUCUUGGCAUCCUGGGAAGUUUGGGUGAUCAGGUUCUUUUAAAUUAUCACAGACCAAAUGUGAUAUUUUUUGAGGAAAGGGUUAAAUAUAUGCUAACAUGUUCCCAAUUAUGAGAUCAAUUUAUUCCAUGUAAUGUUUUAAUUUGAUGCUGUGGUGCCCUAAACAGCACAAACACAUUUUAAAGUAUUAUCUGCAAAGAAGACACUAACUGUUAAAAGCACUUUUUAUAGCAGUACUUUUCUGUAAGGCUACCUCUAAGAUGAAGAUGUGCAUUUUUAUGAUGUACUGUUAAUGGGUGAUAUUUUCAGUAGCUCAAGCACAGGUGCAUGAUGUAAUUGUAAAUUAUACUGUAUUAUGUGAUUUUUGUGCUGCAAUUCUACCUAGAAAUCUGGAUUUGUAAGUAGAGUGACUCCCAGUAUCUGUUGGAAUCAGAUUGUGUGUGUGUUCCACCUGAAAACUUGCGACAACAAGCCAAAGAGGAGUGUAAGCAGCCAUUCUGUUCACCAGUACUCUCAAACAUUUGGUGAUCAAAGUGGAUUGCUAGGUGGAAAGGGUGACAGGUUUUUAAAUAGCGAGGGGCAGUGGUGAUUUCAUAGCAUUUCUGUUUCCAUAUACAUUUCUGAUUUAAAUAGUGGCAGAUUGUUUCAGUGUAAUGUGCUGUUCAUUAACAUCAAUGUCCUUGAGUAUUUUAGAUUUCAUUACAUUAGUCCUAUUGCUCUUAUACAUUGUAAAAGGUACACAUUUAAGAAUAGCCUUGUAAGGAAGAUGCAAUGUUUUUGGUUCAGAGACUUAGGAAUAGUUCUUAAGGAGUUAGUUUAAAGAACCGUACAUUUCUGUAUUCUUUCUUUUAAUGUGCCCUUUCUUGUCACAUGGUGUAUUCAUUCCUUUUCUACAAUGGUUAUAAAAGGCAUUGCUUUGGUUCACUCCCACCUACUCUUUUGAAAGUGGUACCACUCCUUAUCUAGACAUUAUUAACUCAGGAGUCAGAAGAGUCCUCUAGGAUAAAUUCACUAGUCUCCUGGUUUGGUGUUGCCCCUGUCACAGUCUAUUUUGAUAAGCAGGGCCAUUCUCAAGGAUAAUUUCUGAAUUAUUUUGUAGUAGCUAUCCCCAAAGCAGUGCUGUCUGCUGGACAUAUACUUCAAGUACCACCUUUACAGUGGAUAUUGGUGGCUUCUGCAUGCAAGUAUUCAUUAAGCCAGGCUUACUGUCUACCUUGGCUUGGAUCACCAGACGUUCUCAAUUUUUUUUCUUUUUUCUUUGUCAAAUGUGCCUUUUUUGUAUUUUGGGUGUUUUGUUUUAUUUUAGAAUUGAAUGUUUUUAUGCAACUACAUUAUAAAACUGAAUAUGUAAAGGAAUGCCUUGAUCUGCUGUAAAAGGAGAACUGGGUUUCUUAAUUGUAAGACAAACUACUUUAUUUUUGGAGUUUUAUUUUUCUGUGUUUUGCCCCAGUGCAGCAACAACAAAUAACAUUUUCUUUUAAAUUCUCA